AUGGCUACCAAACAGAAGAAUAUAUUUACCCGAAGUAAACCUUUAUUAAACAUAUAUAGUGAUGUAGAUCAAGAAGGAAAAAAGGUUGAAGUACGAGAGGAUGCUGAACAACUUGUUAAAUGGCAUGAAAUAUCUGAUGCCCUUGUAGCUGCUGGAUACUACAGGGCACAACUUCAAGGCUUAUCUGCAUUUGAUAAAAUAGUGGGUGGUUUAAGUUGGUGUAUUGAAUUAUGUGACAUUGAUGUGGAUAUAAGUUUAUUAUUUGAAGAGAAUCUCACGAUUGGGAAAAAAAUAGCUUUAACAGAAAAAAUUGUGAAAGUCCUGCCAAGCAUGAAGUGUCCUUAUAUUAUAGAACCUCAUCAAAUACAAGGGCUUGAUUUUAUCAAAAUAUAUCCUUUAAUACAGUGGCUAAUUAAAUACUCCAGUGAAUUCAGAGAAGCUAAAGAAGAUGAAUUGCGCAAGUUUGCAGUAAUGCAGUAUGAGAAAGAUCAUAUUUUUGAAUUAGACCGUGUUUAUUUUACACAGAAUGAGAAAAUGCUAAAGAAUCUUAUAGAAGUCCAGAACCUAUAUAAGCCUUGUAGGGUGAGAAAAAGAAAAGGAGGCCUUCCCACUAAUGAGUUGGAGCAAGUAAAUUCAGUUCUGUCUGAAUAUGACCAACGUAUGCUAAUGCACAUUUCUAAUAAUAAGGAUGAAUCAAAACAAGAUGAAGGUCUGGACUUCCUGUAUGAUUAUGAGAAAAACCUGGCUGACCCAUCAGAUAUAACUACAGAAACAGAAAGAUAUACAAAUAAUAUGGAAAACAUAGACACUGCCAAUACAAAGAUACAUUAUGCCAUUUUACAUUCAGAGCUUACUGGUGAUAUUCCAAAAGAAUUAGAAGAGAGAGAAAAGGUAAAAUAUUCUGAAGAUAUCAAUAAAUUAAGUCAAGUGAUAGAGACUAUGGAAAAAGAUAUAGAUGAAGUAAGAAAAGAACAUGAGCAUAGAAUGGAAAAUGCAAAGACAAAAUAUACAGAUGUAGUUAAUAAAUUGCAAAAAAUCACAAGGAAAUUAAUGAAAACAGAUGAUUAUAGUGAUAAAAAUGUUAAAGAUUUUUAUAAAUCAUUGAAAGAGUUAGCAAGAGAAAGAAAUGAGCUUAUCAAAGUCAUUCAACAUAGAGAGAUGGAACAUAAAAAACUUGAAGAGGAAUUAAGAACGGCACAAGAACCGAAAGCAGCAGUCGAUGAACAGCCAUUAACUCCAGCUGAACUAAAAGAGUUCCAGGAGAGAGAGAAGAAGUUAAAAGAGUUUAUAAGCGGUGUAAGAGUGGAGUUGGGACAUUUGAACCGGCAAGUGUUGAGGUACUCAGUGGCGAUAGACGAAGUGCCCGGCACCGCCGAACUGUUGCAGUACGAAAAGAGAUUCGUAGAACUCUACAAUCAAGUGGCGUCAAAGCACAAGGAAACCAAACAGUAUUAUAUAUUUUACAACACUCUCUAUGAAGUGAAACUUUAUACCUCUAAAGAACUAAGUCUACUGAAUUCUAUACUAGAUAAUUACGAAGAAGUAAUGUCUUCAGCAAGAAAAAGAGAGGAAUUUAUGACUCAAUUCGAGUCAAUAGUGGAGUGGGUGAACCAGACAGUGCGAAAAGUCGAGCAGAAGUUUAAAACUGAAAAAGAACGCAAGGCAGCUUUACACGCGGAAUAUUCUAGAUUAAUGGAAGUGCAGAGGCAGUAUGCGGCUGCGUUAAAGAAGUUAUCUGAGAAACAUAAGUUUGGAAGAAAUGAUGUUCAA
Molecule: messenger RNA, 1770 nt
Organism: Brenthis ino (lesser marbled fritillary)
Lineage: Eukaryota; Metazoa; Arthropoda; Insecta; Lepidoptera; Nymphalidae
Source: the annotation of a GenBank genome assembly